AUGGAAGAAAGGAGGGAGCUUUGGAGGGAUGUUAUUACUCUUGCUAGUAAUAUCUCCAUUCCUUGGGUUGCUCUAGGGGAUUUUAAUGUUGUUCGUCAGCAAAGUGAAAAGCUUGGAGGGGAUCCAGUCCGUCAAGAGGCUGUUGACAAUUUUAACUCUUUCAUCUUUGACACUGAUCUUAUUGAUUUAAAGUGGAAGGGAGAACUCUUUACUUGGAAUAAUAGGCAGGGGGGCAGCUCUCGGGUCUGUUGUAAAUUGGAUAGGGCCUUGGUUAACUUAAAUUGGAUGGAUGCGCUCAGGUCUUCCGAAGCCACUUUCCUUCCCCCGGGGUUGUCGGAUCAUUCUCCAGCAGUGGUUUCGAUCCUUGAUGGGGUAAACUUUGGCCCAAAACCUUUCCGGUUCUUUGAGGCUUGGAUUGGAAGAGGGGGGUUCGAUGAAGUGGUGAUUAAAGGUUGGGACUAUCCAGUAAAUAUGAAGCUCAAUCCUAUUCUUCGGUUUGCGGCUCGCCUAAAAAAUGUCAAGGCUGAACUCAAGAAGUGGAAUAAAGACAGCAUUGGAGAUGUUUUUCUUGCAGUCAAGAAUGCUACAUUGGAGUUGACUCACAUUCAAGUUAGCCUUGCUGCCCACCCAAAUGACUCCGAUUUAGUUAUCUUAGAGUCAAAAGCCAAAAAGAAGUUAUGGGAAGCUCUUAGUACUGAAGAAAAAUUCCUUAAGGAGAAAUCCAGAGUCAAGAAUAUUCAAUUAGGGGAUGGAAAUAAUAGCUUCUUCCACAAGUCCAUGGUGUGUAGGCAAAAUAGGAAUCACAUUUUGGAGGUGCACAAUGAAAGAAAUGAGGUUAUCAAGGAACCCAAUCUUAUCAAAAUGGAGGCAGUUUCCUUUUACAUGAACCUGUUUGGAGCAAAUGCAGAUGACACUAGGUUUUUCCCUGAGUCUAUUCCUUUACAACACGGCCUGAAUCUUGCGCAGCAAAACAGUCUUAUUGGACAGAUUUCUAAUAAGGAAAUUAGAGAGGCGGUGUUUGCUAUGAAGAAUUCCAAAGCUCCAUAA
This is a messenger RNA of Telopea speciosissima, 1047 nucleotides long. RefSeq lists its product as uncharacterized. The coding region runs from base 1 to 1047 and encodes 348 amino acids. Lineage: Eukaryota; Viridiplantae; Streptophyta; Magnoliopsida; Proteales; Proteaceae. The record is from RefSeq and is a predicted model, not a curated record. The transcript has a single exon.